This is a messenger RNA of Penicillium robsamsonii, 690 nucleotides long. RefSeq names its product alpha/beta fold hydrolase. The coding region runs from base 1 to 690 and encodes 229 amino acids. The transcript is spliced from 2 exons. NCBI's taxonomy places the organism in Eukaryota, Fungi, Ascomycota, Eurotiomycetes, Eurotiales, Aspergillaceae. The record is from RefSeq and is a predicted model, not a curated record.
AUGCGGCUCCCGGACGGGAGGACCCUAGGCUAUGCCAAAUAUGGUCGUGAAACGGGGUAUCCGCUGAUGUUCAUACAUGGCUAUCCCCAAUGUCGUUUUGAGGCCUCUGCCCUGGACCAUAUCUUUCGCCAGCGCGGAAUUCGUGUGAUUGCCCCAGAGCGACCAGGCUUCGGUCUUUCCACAGUCCAACCCAACCGGCGCAUCAUGGACUGGCCCGCCGAUGUUCAAGAAUUGGCUCACCAUCUCAGCCUCUCUCGGUUUGCAAUCAUGGGCAGCUCCGGCGGCGGGCCCUAUGCUUUAGCAAAUGGGUUGAAUACACAAAUGGCAACCCGGCGAGUCAACGACUACCUGCUAAAGGACCAGGAUCAACACGAGGAACCAGUUGGGGAACGACGAGCUCAAUUGCUGCGCGUGUUAUUUAAGCCGUUUGCACAGAGUGCUAGCCUUGCUGCAUACGAGGCGAAGCUAUUGUCACAAGACUGGGGCAUUGAGUUCGGCGACAUCACUUACAACAACCUCCACAUCUGGCAUGUUGGGAAAGAUUGGAAUUCGCCGCUUCGAAUAACGGAAUACUAUGUCAAGCGUCUUUCUAACAGCCCAUUCUUCACAGCGUUCGAAGGCGAUACACACUUCACGAUUCAUAGGCAUCUGGACGAGAUUCUCUCAGAGCUGAUUCUUGAGAGCUCAUAG